AUGAAUGAUGAUUUAGAGGAAAAGAAGGAGGAAGGAGAUGAUGAGGAAUUUAUAGAGAUGUUGAUAAGAUGGACGGGGGAGAGUAAGAAGUGGACCAAGGAACAAGAGGAACGCAUUGCGGCAUUUGUGAGCCCCUAUGCGGAGAAGUUGGAUGUGAGCCCCUUGUUAGUUGAGGCAGCAGAAUGUUGUACCCCGGACAGGAGAAAGAAAUGGCAACGUAAGUGGGGAGAGGCGGCGAAGAGAGUUAUGUCUCAUAGACAAUAUGAGAAAACCAGGAAGGGUCAGGCAGCAGGAGUAAUGCCCCUCCGAAGGGUUUAUGACCCACCGGGACCUCCAGGGCCUGGUGGGGCGGAGGCACCACGGACCUACACGGUCCAGCAUAUACCCUUUUCAAGUGCAGAUGUUUGCAAUUGGAGAAAUCAAAAUCCUUCCUUUGAGGAGAAUCCAGCAAAGAUUAUAAAAUUGUUUGAAGGGAUUUUUAAAACCUAUAAUCCCACUUUUGAUGAUGUGCAGUAUUUGAUGGAUGCGCUGUUAACCACAGAAGAAACUAGGCGAAUCCAUGUUGAAGCCCGAGUACACAUGAGAGCACAGGGAACACCGGAGCCAGACAUUAUAACAGGAUACCCUGAUAGUACACCGAAUUGGAAUUAUCAGACUACUGAGGGCCAGAAAACCCUCACUACCUACCGCCAGAAUGUGUUAAAUGGUAUGAGGAGGGCAGCCAGGAAACCCACCAACUUUGUGAAGGUCAGAGAGGUAGUGCAGGGGAAUGAAGAGGCCCCAGGGGCUUACCUGGAACGCCUGAAGGAAGCCUACCGUCAGUAUACUCCUGUAGACCCAGAUGAGGCUGCCAACGCCCUUAUUGUAAAGGCUGCUUUUGUAGCUCAGGCAGCGCCCGAUGUCCGCCGAAAAAUUCAAAAACACGAGGGGUUCUUGGGCCACACCCUUGAGUGGAUGUUAGAACUGGCUCAAACCACUUACAAUCAGAGGGAAGACGAGGAACAAAAGAAAAAGGAGAAGUAUCAAGCAAAGAAGUUGAUGGCGUUGCAGGCUACCGCACCCAUCCCUCAGAAAAGAGGAAGUGCCCGGGGAGGAGGGCAAGGCCGCCUGGGGAGGAAUCAGUGCGCCAUCUGCCGGCAGGAAGGGCACUGGAAAGGAGAAUGCCCACAGGCCCACUUAGGAGGGAGAGGACGAGGAGAACGAGCCCCAGGCCCAAUCCCCAGGGGACCUGGACCGGAACUGAGACCUUGGUCAUCGACAAAUGCUAGCAGGGGUAGAGGACGUGGACAGGGACCUCCCUGGUACCCCUCAGCCCAAAGGCAGCCCGGCAUGAUGAGCCUGAGAGAGGAGGAAGAAUACUAGGACAGACCGGGCCCAGCUGCUUUAGGUUCCCGUGAGCCCAUGGUCAAAAUACAAACAGGGAACCAAACUAUCCCCUUUAUGGUUGACACAGGAGCCGCCCACUCUGUUUUGCCCAUGCCAGUGUCCAAGCCCACCAAGCAAACAAUUAACAUAAUAGGAGCCACCGGGAAAUCACAAAGAGCCCCCUUCUUGCAAUCUGUUGCCUGUCGCCUGGGCGGCCAAGUAGUCCAACACAAGUUUUUGUAUAUACCAGAGUGUCCCAUCCCAUUAUUGGGCCGAGACCUGCUAUCAAAAUUGCAAGCCCAGAUCUCCUUUCAACCGACAGGAGAAGUGACAAUGACUACAGGGCAAACAGGAGAGCUUUCCUUAGAGGUACCCUUAAGGGAACACUGGCGCUUAAUGAUGGUAAAAGAAGAGGAGGGACUAUUCCAGGACCUCCUGCAAGAAGUUAACCCUGGUGUAUGGGCAGAAAGCAACCCACCCGGAAUGGCAAAGAACAUCCCACCUGUAAUAAUUAAGCCCAAGCCGUUUGCUAACCCUGUGGCUGUGAACCAAUACCCUAUCCCCCGGCGAGCUGCAGAAGGAGUAUGGAUACAUUUGGAACGGUUGCUUCGCCAUGGCAUCCUGAGACAGUGUCAAUCUCAGUGGAACACCCCACUCUUGCCGGUAAAGAAGGAGGAUGGCACGUACCGCCCGGUCCAAGACCUCCGAUUGGUCAACCAAGCCGUGGAAACCCUCCACCCCAAUGUGCCCAAUCCUUACACGCUGUUGAGUUUAAUACCUCCUACUGCCUGCUAUUUCACGGUACUGGACUUGAAGGAUGCAUUCUUCUGCUGCCGUCUGGCAGAGGAAAGUCAGCCCCUGUUUGCAUUUCAAUGGAUGGAUCCAGGAACAGGCACCAAGGUGCAAUAUACGUGGACGAGGCUUCCACAAGGUUUCAAGAAUUCUCCAACCCUUUUUGGGGUAGCAUUGGCCUCGGACCUGUCUAGCUUCCCCACCAGCCCACACAGGGUCUUGUUGCAGUACGUAGAUGACCUUCUUUUGGCCUGUUCAGACGAGGACACGUGUAUGAAAGCCACCAAGGAUUUGUUAAAUCACUUGGCUGAAGCAGGAUACCGAGUAUCUAAGAAAAAGGCCCAAAUAUGCCAACCCACUGUAAAAUACCUUGGAUUUGAUAUAUCCCAUCAGCAACGGACCCUUAGAGAAGAAAGGAAGCAAGCCAUUAUCCAGAUUCCAGAGCCAAAGAAUCGCAGAGAACUUCGUGGCUUCUUGGGCUCGGCAGGAUUCUGUAGAAUAUGGAUCCCUGACUUCAGCACAAUUGCCAAGCCUCUGCACGAGUCAACCAGAGGAACUGAGAAGGACCCCUUUGUGUGGGGAGAGGAGCAACGGCAGGCCUUCAAGGAUCUGAAAAGGGCAUUGCAGCAAGCACCAGCGCUGGGUAUCCCAAAUCCUGAGAAGCCUUUUUCCCUGUUUGUGGAUGAGGACCAGGGAACAGCGAAGGGAGUGCUAUGCCAAAAAUUGGGGAGCUGGCAACAACCCGUGGCAUACCUAUCUGAACGCCUGACGCCCACAGAACAAGGUUUACCGCCAUGUAUGAGAGCAGUUGUGGCAGUAGCCACCCUACUGAACAAAGCUGACAAAUUUACUUUUGGCCAAGACACUGUUUGUGUGACUCCGCAUGCAGUCCCAGCACUGCUUGACAUGAAGGGUACCUAUUUCCUCUCCCAAGCGAAGAUGAGAAAGUGUCAGAUGUUAUUGUUGCACCCACGUCUGAAGUUCCAGGUCACCACCGCCCUCAACCCAGCUACCCUGUUGCCGGUAGGAGAAGGUGAGGAGCAGACGCACGAUUGCAUUGAAGUAAUGGACGAAGUAUAUUCCAGCAGGCCUGAUCUCAAAGACGAAGCAGACCCCCACUGGCUUUCAUGGUUUGUGGAUGGAAGCAGCUUUGUCGAGGCUGGACAGCGAAAAGCAGGCUAUGCGGUGGUAGCCCUGGACGACCAGGUGGUCGAAGCAAAGUCACUCCCGCCUGGAACAUCGGCCCAGCUGGCAGAACUAACUGCGCUUACCAGAGCCUUGAGCCUGGCAAAGGGGCAGAAGAUAAACAUCUAUACUGAUUCUAAGUAUGCAUUCCUGACCUUACACGCCCAUGGAGCCUUAUGGAAAGAGAGAGGUUUGCUUACCUCCAGAGGAAACCAGGUGGCCCACCCACAAGCUUUGUUGAACCUUCUGGAUGCUGUAUGGGAACCUGAAGCGGUAGCGGUUAUCCAUUGUUAUGGACACACAACUGGACCAGGGGAAGUGGCCAGAGGAAAUCGUUUGGCAGACAAAGUGGCCAAGGAAGCAGCCCGGGAACUGGCCACAGCUCCGAUCAUUGGAGCACUGAUCCCAGAAGAGAUUUUAAGCACCGCUGACACGCCGGCUUACACAAAACAGGAAAGGGACACUGCAGACGCCCAGGAGUUGACAUUGACCAACGAAGGAUGGUACCUCACACCUGAUGACAGGAUAUGGAUUCCAGAGUCCCUGUCUCGGCAAAUAACUCAGAGAUACCAUGAGUCAACCCACAUGGGGCCAGAUGCUACCACCAAGCAGCUGGCAAAGUGCUUCUAUAUAGCCCACCUUUAUCAACUGGCAGCCCAGGUUUCCAGAAAAUGCCUGCUAUGUCAAAAGAAUAAUCCCAGAACCGGACCACUGGCUCCUCCGGGAGUUCAGCACAGUGGAACUGCACCAAUGGAAGAUCUUGUGGUAGACUUCACUGAAUUACCCCGUUGUGGAUUAUAUCGCUACCUGCUGGUGGCAGUGUGCACCUACACCGGAUGGGUCGAGGCAUGGCCAACAAAGACUGAAAAGGCAAUUGAAGUGACCAGGUGGACCCAGGCUCGCACCCCAUGUGUGUUAACUGAACCGCUCCAUCAGUUCGAGCCAGGUGACGAAGUGUGGGUGAAAGACUGGCAGCGAGCCCCCCUACAGCCCUGCUGGAGGGGACCAUACACCGUGCUACUCUCUACCCCUACUGCUGUGAAGGUUGCCGGCAUCACCCCGUGGGUCCACCAUACUCGAGUGAAGAAAGCCAUUUCGGAUUGGACAGUAACACCAGAUCCAGAGAACUCCCUUCGGCUGACCAUCUCCAGACGCCUGGCGGACGACCGCUCUGCUGAUAUCACACCGGAAGCUGAUAUCUCAACGCACAGCUGA
This is a messenger RNA of Podarcis muralis (Common wall lizard), 4557 nucleotides long. The record is from RefSeq and is a predicted model, not a curated record. Lineage: Eukaryota; Metazoa; Chordata; Lepidosauria; Squamata; Lacertidae.